This is a messenger RNA of Meriones unguiculatus (Mongolian gerbil), 621 nucleotides long. RefSeq names its product prolactin-8A9-like. The transcript has 5 exons. The record is from RefSeq and is a predicted model, not a curated record. Gene Ontology annotation, cellular component: extracellular region. Gene Ontology annotation, biological process: positive regulation of lactation; mammary gland development; positive regulation of receptor signaling pathway via JAK-STAT. NCBI's taxonomy places the organism in Eukaryota, Metazoa, Chordata, Mammalia, Rodentia, Muridae. Gene Ontology annotation, molecular function: prolactin receptor binding; hormone activity. The coding region runs from base 1 to 621 and encodes 206 amino acids.
AUGGAGCUGCCAUUGAGUCAACUUAACUUCUCAGGGACAUUGCUGCUGCUGCUGGUGAUGUCAAACCUGCUGCUGUGGGAGAAAGCUGCAGCAAUUCCUGCAUGUCAUACUGAAGACGGAAGCUGUAGCGAACCACUUGUGGAAACAUUUAACAAUGCCAUCCAUAGAGCUGAAAACAUCCAUAACCUUAUCCACCAACUACAUGAAGAAUUUUUCUACCAAGAAUUCUCUUCCAGUGAAUUUUCUACUAUUACCAAAAAAUAUGUAAAAAUGAUGAUCAAUUUUGUGGGUGCCUGGAUCACCCCUCUCUACCAUCUGGUGGCUGAACUGAGUGCCAUGGAAGGGGUUCCUGAAACUAUCCUUUCAAAAGCCAAUGAGAUCGAAGAGAACAACAGAGACAUCCUGGAUGACCUUAGAUGGAUACUCACCAAGGCCUAUCCUACAGCAAGGAUGAAGGAAGACUUCCCCACCUGGCAAUAUCUCCCGGUUUUAAAAUCAAAUAACAAAUACUAUAAAUUUUUGGCUAUUUUUAACCUUUCCAGUUGCCUAAAAACUUGUAUAUCCUACACUAUCUAUCAUAUCAGAGAUUUGAAGUGUUUAAUAACAGGGGAAGGUUGCUAA